Molecule: messenger RNA, 355 nt
Organism: Lagenorhynchus albirostris (white-beaked dolphin)
Lineage: Eukaryota; Metazoa; Chordata; Mammalia; Artiodactyla; Delphinidae
Product: histone H4
Exons: 1
Coding region: 7-318 (103 amino acids)
Biological process (GO): nucleosome assembly
Cellular component (GO): nucleosome
Molecular function (GO): DNA binding; protein heterodimerization activity; structural constituent of chromatin
Source: RefSeq, a predicted model, not a curated record
GCAGCCAUGUCUGGUCGCGGAAAGGGUGGUAAAGGCCUCGGCAAAGGCGGCGCUAAGCGUCACCGCAAGGUCUUACGGGACAACAUCCAGGGCAUCACCAAGCCAGCUAUUCGUCGCCUGGCCCGCCGUGGUGGUGUCAAGCGCAUUUCUGGGCUAAUUUACGAGGAGACUCGCGGGGUGUUGAAAGUGUUUUUGGAGAACGUGAUUCGGGACGCUGUAACCUACACCGAGCACGCCAAGCGGAAGACUGUCACCGCCAUGGACGUGGUUUACGCACUCAAACGCCAGGGCCGCACCCUUUACGGCUUCGGUGGUUGAUCACGGCAUCGGCCGAGACAGACUUCGACAUCUUCUA